This is a messenger RNA of Cricetulus griseus (Chinese hamster), 985 nucleotides long. The record is from RefSeq and is a predicted model, not a curated record. Lineage: Eukaryota; Metazoa; Chordata; Mammalia; Rodentia; Cricetidae.
UGGUAGGUCAUGAUGGCUGAAAGUGGAUGGCAUGGAUGAAAAUAAUCAGACAUUUGUUUCCGGAUUCCUUCUUUGGGGACUUUCUGGAUACCCAAAGACUGAGAUCAUUUACUUUGCUCUUAUUCUGGCUAUGUACCUAGUGAUCCUAACUGGCAAUGGUGUUCUGAUCAUAGCAAGCAUCUUUGAUGCCCGUCUCCACACACCCAUGUACUUCUUCCUGGGCAACCUCUCUUUUCUGGAUAUCUGCUACACAACUUCCUCUGUUCCCUCAACUCUGGUGAGUCUAAUCUCAAAGAAAAGAAACAUUUCUUUCUCUGGUUGUACAGUGCAGAUGUUCUUUGGACUUGCAAUGGGAUCGACAGAAUGUUUCCUUCUUGGCAUGAUGGCUUUUGAUCGAUAUGUGGCCAUCUACAACCCUUUGAGAUACUCUGUCAUCAUGAGCAAAGGAGUGUAUGUAUCAAUGGCAUCUGUAUCAUGGUUCUCUGGUGGAAUCAAUUCAGUCGUGCAAACAUCCCUUACAAUGCGGUUGCCUUUCUGUGGGAAUAAAGUUAUCAAUGGUUUUACAUGUGAGGUAUUACCUGUCCUCAAGCUAGCUUGUGCUGAUAUAUCUCUCAAUAUCAUUACCAUGAUGAUAUCAAAUAUGGCCUUCCUAGUUCUUCCACUAUUGGUCAUCUUUUUCUCUUACAUGUUCAUCCUCCAUACCAUCUUGAGAAUGAAUUCAGCUACAGGGAGACGCAAGGCAUUUUCCACCUGCUCAGCUCACCUGACUGUGGUGGUCAUAUUUUAUGGAACCGUUUUCUCUAUGUAUGCAAAACCCAAGUCCCAAGAUCUGACUGGAGAAGACAAUUUUCAAACUUCUGAUAAGAUCAUUUCUUUAUUUUAUGGAGUAGUUACCCCCAUGCUCAACCCAAUCAUCUAUAGCUUGAGGAAUAAGGAUGUUAAAGCUGCUGUAAAGUACAUACUGAAACAAAAGUAUAUUCAAUAA